AUGGCUGCAAUCACCGUGGAAAAAUGGAGCUCUACUGCGCGGGGUACGGAUAUGCUCGUAAAUGACAUUCUGAUGGCCUCGCAGAAUCUGCCAAACUUACACCCCACCAGCUGUACGAUCGGAUACACGGCCCGUAGUUUCUCGGGUUUUCGGGUUGGAAACACGGUGUGGACAGCGGGGAGACGCAUGAUGAACGAGCAUGGUCUCCCACGCCCGACACCCGAGCACAUGACCGUUGUAGCAGAGUUUGAGACCCUUGUGGAUGCGGCUCUUCCAUUGUGUCUAUGGUGGGAACACAACACCUGCUCACUCGACAUUUCGUCACUUCUUGGUGCCAACCUUGCACGCUUCCGUAAAUUUCUUCGAGAUACUUACGAACCGAUGGUGGAGCAAUGGUUGCCGUUAUUAGAGCUCCGUAAUUUUUGGCUACUCGAUGAGAGCGGCAACCCCUUGCAAGACUCGGACAAAUGGAUCCAGGAGCUGUCUUUAGGCCCUGUCAGCAGUUAUGUUUCCUAA
Messenger RNA from Peronospora matthiolae, 516 nucleotides. The record is from the annotation of a GenBank genome assembly. NCBI's taxonomy places the organism in Eukaryota, Oomycota, Peronosporomycetes, Peronosporales, Peronosporaceae.